Molecule: messenger RNA, 633 nt
Organism: Leishmania braziliensis MHOM/BR/75/M2904
Lineage: Eukaryota; Euglenozoa; Kinetoplastea; Trypanosomatida; Trypanosomatidae
Exons: 1
Coding region: 1-633 (210 amino acids)
Molecular function (GO): RNA binding
Source: RefSeq, a predicted model, not a curated record
AUGUACUUGCCGAACACGAACGCCUCUUCGCAGAUCAUGCAGUUUCCCUCUAAUCAGUCCCAGCAGCAGUUUUCUGCAAUUUCUUCCUACUCCCCACAGCAGCAGUUUAUCGUUCAGCACCCCCAGCAGCAGGGCGUGUAUCAGACGCAAAACCCGCAGCUCGUUCCGAUGAACAUUCCGUCGCAGUCCAAUCAGCAGUACGUUGGUGGACCAACGGGCACGAUCUACGAAGGCGGAGUCCAAGGAUCGGUGAACCAGACCUCCCCUGAGCACAAUGCUGCCCGUCACAACAGAACACAGAUGAUUCCAGUUCCGUCCAACGACGAGCGAUACCGAAAGCAGCUCAUUGUGAACUACCUUGCCCAGGACGUCACCAGUGCCGACCUACACACUCUCUUCGCGCGUUUUGGCCCCCUCGACGGCGCGCGAAUCAUCUUUGAUCGCCAGACAAGCAUGCCUCGCGGCUAUGGCUUCGUUUACUUCCGCUAUCCCGAUAGCGCCAAGCAGGCUGUGGACUCCAUGAACGGCUACGAGUUCCACGGGAAGCGCCUCAAGGUAGGGUACUCGACCAACCCACUCAACAUUAUCUCGAGUGCACCCUCGAAUCAAUACUCUGCCGGGCAGGUGAAGUAG